AUGCAGUUUGAGAAGGAGGUUUGUCAUCUUAUGACGGUUAAGCACCCCAAUAUAGUGCAAUGUGUAGGCUACUGCUAUGAAACACUGAAAGAGGUUGCACCAUACAAUGGGAAAAUGGUAUUUGCAGAGAAGUCGGAAAUGCUACUUUGCUUAGAGUAUCUCCCCACCGGAAGCCUCAGUGAGUAUCUAUCUGAUGAAUCUUGUGGACUUAAUUGGAGCACACGCUACAAAAUAAUCAAAGGGACUUGCUAUGGUUUAUGUCACCUUCACGGGCAAAAAGAUACCCCCAUUAUUCACUUGGACCUUAAACCUACAAACAUAUUGCUCAGCGACGGUAUGAUAGCAAAAAUUGCAGACUUCGGUUUGUCAAGGUUGCUUGAACAACCAGGCACUAUUAUAACGUCAUCUCGUUUUGGAACACCUGGUUACAUGGCACCUGAGUUCUUUGAGGAAAGUGGUCCAGCAUUGUCGACCAAGUCGGACAUAUUUAGCUUGGGCGUAAUAAUCAUCGAGAUAAUAACAGGACGUCGGAAAUACCCCCGUGAUGUUACUGAACCAUCAUCUUCAAAUGAAUUUGUCGAGAUGGUGAGGAAUUGUUCUCUGCAACUAGAAAAACAAGGUGAGAAGAUCACGGAGAUAUGGAACCCUAGGUAUAAUUUGCCAAGAAGAAAUAAAAAGAUGCAUUCAGAUAGGCCUAAUAUGUCAGAACCCUGA
Molecule: messenger RNA, 714 nt
Organism: Triticum aestivum (bread wheat)
Lineage: Eukaryota; Viridiplantae; Streptophyta; Magnoliopsida; Poales; Poaceae
Product: probable serine/threonine-protein kinase PBL25
Exons: 4
Coding region: 1-714 (237 amino acids)
Biological process (GO): protein phosphorylation
Molecular function (GO): ATP binding; protein kinase activity
Source: RefSeq, a predicted model, not a curated record